UUUUAAUUUAAUGCAGGAAUUUCUCAAAAUGCUCGUGCAAUAGCAGAAGUUGCAAAUUAGUGCCACAUUUACAUACACAGGUAUAUGUAACACCAAGGUAUUUUAAGUCUGCUAAUUAUUUGCCCAUUAUAGCUGCAUCAAUAAAUAGCGAAUUUGGCCUUUAAAAGUGAAAUGUUUCCGUUUAAGAGCUACAGGUUGCUGGAGUGAGCAGUUGUAUGACAUCACAGUGAGGCACCUCCAGCAUGCACAGAAUGUCAUGUGACUUCAUGUGACAUCAUAAUGAGAAAAACCAACUUUAUCCAGUUAGUAUAGAGUAGAGAGUAGAGAGAGCACAAGUUGAGGGAGAUGGGUGUAUUUUUUUCUUCGCCGAAUGGCUCCUCGGAGCAGAUUUCGGAAAUACAUUCUCCUGAUAUUUGUACGACUCAUGAACCUUCUGAAAACUCUUCAAUCAAUUCUCAGACUCGUGAGAAUCCUUCUGUGGCUUGUCCGACUGAUGCGGAUCUUGGGGUGACUCAACCAGAUCUUGAACGUCUGUCUGUUGUCGAUCCAUAUUGGGAGGUGCUGGACCCCAAACCUGAUAUCCACGCCCUAUUCCAUGAAUAUAAUAGGAAGUUCUUUCGUGGACAGUUGCCUCCAAUUGACCUUAAAUGGAGCAACAGGUUAAGCUUGUAAGUCAGAAACGAAUGUGCUUUGUUGUUUAUAGACCUUGGGGGACAAUCUGUAUCACGGUCACUACUAUACAGCUUCACACCCCAACUUUACUAGCCUGGUAAGAUGCACAGGAGGUAGAGAUAUGUAUGUGCAAGAGCUGGAGCGCUGUUAGUUUUCUGUUAAAUGCUCAUAUGCACUCGCUCCAUGCAUUAGUCUGUCAUUAUCUGCCUUCUGCAAAGCAAAUCUACUAACAAGGGCACAACAAGUACCUACAUACUGGCUGUACAGGGCAGGGACUGGAACAAGACAAGUACAGUAACAUAUAAAUAGUGUUUAUUCUCAAAUCUGCAUGAUUUUCUUUUUCAGAAAUGCUGGUUAUUUCAAAUGUGAGGCUAUCAGCAGAAGAUGCAGCAUUCGACUGAACAAGCCUCUCCUUGAUUUACGGUCAAGGAAAGAUACAGUGGAAACGCUCCUGCAUGAAAUGAUCCACUACUACCAGCGUAUCAAUGGUACCCGCAUCUUAGACCAUGGGCCGGAAUUUCAGUAUCACAUGGAGCGUAUCAAUAGAGAAAGUGGAGCAGAUGUUACGAUCGAUCAUGAUUUCUAUGAUGAAUACGAGUCACUGAAGCGCCACAGUUGGAGAUGCAAUGGCCCCUGUGCACAAGUAGUGAGACGGGUAAUGGACAGGACUCCGUAUUCCAAGGGGCACAAGCGCGAAUGUGGAGGAGAGUUUAUAAAGAUCCAAGAGCCUGACGAUAGUCCUCCAAACAAGAGAAUGAGAUUGGACCAAUAGAGUCACUUUGGGAAUAUUAUAGAGACUUUGUCCUUGGCUAAUAUGCUGCUGUUUUGCCAGAAUAUACGGCAGUGGCACAAAAAUGGCCCAGUUCUCAGCUGCUGAAAAGAAGAGGCUGAUAUCCAGAUAGGCCUCAUGACUGACUAUUGCCAUGGGCAGUGCAUUGUGCCAAAAAUGUGCCAAGAAAAUGACAAUGACAAGCAGCCAUAAGAUUAUUAUUGACUAAUUUAUAUGAGGCAUGGGCCCAGUGCAAGCAAGAAGAACAAAACUUGCUGCUGAACUGGCCAGUAGAAGGGAUACAAGUUGGAUACUGUGACUAUUCCAAUGGAUAUAGAAAUCACAUCAAGAGUCACACAGAGUCUAAACAAGGAACAGACACAACUGAAUGGAAUAGUAUCCCUGAUGCCCCUUCUUGCCUACAGCACUUGGCACAGCGUUGAACUAUGGAAAAUGAAAUAUUAUCCAGACAUGACCUGCAAGAAGUUAAUGUAGCAGAUAGAUUAGUGAAUUACAUUUUCACCAUCCUUUAAUGUAAAAAUAUCUUUCUGUAUUCAAUUUUACAAUAUACUUUUUUUAACAAACAA
Xenopus laevis (African clawed frog) is the source of this 2028-nucleotide messenger RNA. It is a transcript of the gene sprtnl2.L, whose product is annotated as DNA-dependent metalloprotease SPRTN-like. Bases 1001 to 1444 code for a protein of 147 amino acids. NCBI's taxonomy places the organism in Eukaryota, Metazoa, Chordata, Amphibia, Anura, Pipidae. The record is from RefSeq and is a predicted model, not a curated record. The transcript is spliced from 3 exons.